CAAUUUCAGACAUUUGAAAGAGUAGUCGUUCAAAAUAUCCUUCAUGGCUUGUCACCAUCUCUUUCUGAUGCGAUCGCCAGCGUCAGCCGAUGGAAACUGGUGCGAGCAGCACUUCCGCAUGUCAUACAAUGCUGCGGUUCCUUGUUGGAGGCUUCAGAUGGCAAGGGAUUAUCAGCAUCUCUGCAAAAGAUCCUGUACAUACUUCAUUGGAUGCUGUUGGACUCAGCAUCAGAAUGCGCUGAAGCUUCACCAAAAGAGGAAGUCUGUCAUACACGAGGACAGGGCCUCUUCUCACUUUCUUCAAUCCAACUUUUCGUCUACCUCAUCACUCCAUUGGCUGAAAUGGUCUCGGAGGAAGACAUCGCCGAUAACAUAAGGCUAGAAAGCGGAAUGAAGAUAUGGCAAGCUCUAUGGCAGUACCGACAACCAGAUGUUUGGUGCUUCACUGCACCAGUAAAACAGCGAAAAGACGAGCUACCACAGGUGACAUUUGUACGAAGGCCAACGGCAGCUUCUAUCCCACCCAAUCAGGGAAUUUACGUAGGUAAGAAAUAA
Molecule: messenger RNA, 555 nt
Organism: Strongylus vulgaris
Lineage: Eukaryota; Metazoa; Nematoda; Chromadorea; Rhabditida; Strongylidae
Source: the annotation of a GenBank genome assembly